This is a messenger RNA of Zingiber officinale, 1641 nucleotides long. Its product is annotated as short-chain dehydrogenase TIC 32 B, chloroplastic-like. The record is from RefSeq and is a predicted model, not a curated record. The transcript has 7 exons. The coding region runs from base 334 to 1338 and encodes 334 amino acids. NCBI's taxonomy places the organism in Eukaryota, Viridiplantae, Streptophyta, Magnoliopsida, Zingiberales, Zingiberaceae.
CAAAGUUGGGGGAAAACGCCUCCGCCAUUUACCAUCCCCUUCUUUAAUGGCCUCCACGUCGUUUUCGCUGCGAUAGGAACUGGAACGCGCUGCUCUGCGGUGCUCCCCUUUUUAGGCUAUAAAAGUGGCGCCGCGCCUGCGCCUGCGCCUUUCCCCUUCGUCUGUGAUUAGAAGAAGAAGAAGAAGGUGGAGCAGUUACUUCCCAAAACCAUCCUUUCCCCCACUCUCUCUCUUGUCUGUCUUUAUCUCUUUGUUCAAUUUCAUUCCAAGUUUUUGUUUGUAAAAUUAAACUAGGGGAAUCGGAGGAUCGAGUCGAAUAUUAAGCAAAUAAUAAUGCUGGAGACAGUGAAAUACCUGAUCGGCUCCGCCGGCACGAGCGGCUUCGGCUCCAAGUCCACCGGCGAGGAGGUCACCGCCGCCGCCGCCUCUCGCCUCCGCUCGAUCACGGCGAUCGUUACCGGGGCGACGUCGGGGAUUGGGGCGGAGACGGCUCGAGUGCUGGCGAUGCGGGGGGCGAGGCUGGUGCUGCCGGCUAGGAAUCUGAAGGCGGCGGAGGAGACGAAGACGCGGAUUGCAACUGAGUUUCCCGGCGCUGAGAUCGUCGUGCUCCCGCUCGAUCUCAGCUCCUUCGCCUCUGUACGAUGCUUUGUCUCUCGCUUCCUCGCUCUGCGCCUCCCUCUCAAUCUUCUCGUAAACAACGCCGGCAAGUUCUCCCACGACUACGCCGUCUCCGAGGACGGCGUCGAGAUGACCUUCGCCACCAACUAUUUAGGCCAUUUCUUGCUCACCAAGUUGCUGCUGAAUAAGAUGGCGGAAACGGCGAGGGAGACGGGGAUCCAAGGCCGCAUCGUCAACGUCACCUCCGCCAUCCACACCUGGUUCUCCGGCGACUCCCUCCAUUAUCUCGAUCUCAUCACCGGCCAGAAAGUCCCGUACGAUGGCACGCGCGUCUACGCACUGUCCAAGCUCGCAAACGUCCUGCACGCGAUGGAGUUGACUCUGCGACUCCAGCAAAUGGAAGCGAAUGUGACGGCCAACUGCGUCCACCCCGGCAUCGUACGCACCGGGCUCACACGCGACCGGGAAGGACUCGUCACAGGCGGCAGCGACGACCUGCUACGUGGCGGCGCACCCCGGGCUGGAGGGCGUAUCGGGGAAGUACUACGCGGACUGCAACGAGGCCUCGCCGUCGACGUCGGCGUGCAGCCGGGAAGAGGCCACGCGGAUGUGGCUCGCGUCGGAGGUCAUGACGGCUCGGUUCCGGCUGGAGGCGUUGCCUCCUUCGGAGGAAGCGGAGAUGUGACCUGUCGGAGGAGGAACGAUAGAGGGUUAAUAUGACCUGCAAAAGAGAAGGAUAGUGAAGUACAGUACAAAGUAGCCGCUCCGUGUAAAUGUGAUGUGAGAGGACGGGAUAAGGACGUUACCAGUGCAGCAGCAGUAGUAAGGUUGGUGAAUUAAUCGCAUGGUUAAUUCAUGUCAUAGAAUCAACAAGCGACCGUACUGCGAUGCCUUUUUUGAUAUAUUUAGUUAAUACUUCGUCUACUUUGUUAAUCUAGCUAAUAGAAAAAUGUGGAAACUUGGAUCUGUUCUAAUCCAGGAGAUGAUAUAUCGUAUAGGAUUCUAUCUUGAUAUUUUUGUUUA